This is a messenger RNA of Blepharisma stoltei, 291 nucleotides long. The record is from the annotation of a GenBank genome assembly. NCBI's taxonomy places the organism in Eukaryota, Ciliophora, Heterotrichea, Heterotrichida, Blepharismidae.
AUGAAGACGAUUUUUUGGUAUGAUGAAUAUGCAACCUCCCAAAAAAUGAACUUUUACUGGAAUGCUUUCAAAAAGAUAUUGGGCAUUAUUAUGUUAUUGCAAAAGAAGACCUUGCCCUUACAAAAAUUGAUGUGGAGCAGAAUUCAUUUAUGCACUCUGGAUCUUUAUACCAUGAAGGAGAAAUUUAUACUUUUUGAGGGAAAUUUUCUGAUAAGAAACCUAGACUUUCAAAUAAGAUCAAUUUUAGAAAGAAUAGAAGCCAGAAAUUUUGCACCUUGCCAGAUAGGUUAG